CCGCCCUAGGCUGCGGCCCCGGGCCUUGAGCACUCGUGGGUGUGGGGGUUUGCCGCCUUUCCUUGGUUGCAGAGGGGGCGGGACCCUCGUGAGGGCCGCUGCUGGACGCUCGGCCAUGGGCGCUGCCCCUUGGGUUACAGCUCGCAGCGAUAUCUGCGUUGUGUUUCACCUUUGCGCGCUGCCGCUGCUUCCCAGAAGCAACGCCUACCGGUUCCCGAGCAGGAAACAUUGUACCUUGAGACUGAGAGUUUGCUCUUGGCACAGUGGUGGCUGCAACAAAGGCAUCUAAUGGGCUUCCUCAGCCUGGAGAUGAGUAUGACUUCUACCGCAGCUUCCCUGGCUUCCGUGCGUACUGUGAGACACAGGGUGACCGUCUGCUCCACUGCAUGAGCAAGGUGAUGCAAUACCAUGGCUGCCGCAGCCACAUCAAGGAUCGCAGUAAAGUGACAGAGCUGGAAGAUAAAUUUGACAUGCUGGUUGACUCUAACGAUGUCAUUCUGGAAAGAGUGGGUAUUUUAUUGGAUGAAGCAACAGGAGUGAACAAAAACCAGCAGCCAGUCCUCCCUGCUGGGCUACAGCCCCCACAGACAAUCAUUUCCAGCUGGAACCGCAAGGCAGGAGAAUCCCACAAGAGAAGUCAGUCUGAAACCUUCCGGCUGCUUCAUGCCAAGAACAUCACUCGACCACAGCUUAGGUUUCGGGAAAAGAUUGACAAUUCCAACACUCCCUUUGUACCUAAACUUUUUAUCAAGCCAAAUGCUUUGAAGCCUUUGCCUGAAGCCCUCACAAAAAAAGGACGGGAGCGAAAGGAGCGCCCUGAAGACUUGGAUGUGCCAGCUGCUUUGGCAGACUUCAUACACCAGCAGAGGACGCAGCAAACUGAGCAAGACAUGUUUGCUCACCCUUACCAGUAUGAACUGGAGCAUUUUUCUCCACCUGAUGGAGUUCUCAAGAAACCAGAACCCCAGAUGUACAGGCCCGUCAAGGAAACACCCUGUCAUUUUAUCACCACACUGGAUGAACUGGUAGAACUGAAUGAGAAGCUUAUGAACUGUAAAGAAUUUGCCCUGGACUUGGAGCACCAUUCUUACAGGAGCUUCCUGGGCUUGACCUGUCUGAUGCAGAUUUCCACCCGAACAGAAGACUUCAUUAUUGAUACACUGGAAUUGCGCAGUGACAUGUACAUUCUCAACGAGACCUUCACAGACCCUGCAAUUGUGAAGGUCCUUCAUGGUGCUGAUUCAGAUGUGGAAUGGCUGCAGAAAGACUUUGGUCUGUACUUGGUGAACGUGUUUGAUACUCACCAAGCUGCUCGUCUCCUCAAUCUUGGCAGGCAUUCUUUGGACCACUUGCUAAAGCUGUAUUGCAAUGUAGAUGCUGACAAGCAGUACCAGCUGGCUGACUGGAGGAUACGCCCUUUGCCAGAAGAAAUGAUUCACUAUGCCCGUGAUGACACUCACUACUUGCUUUACAUCUAUGAUAAAAUGAGGGAGGCGUUGUGGGAGAAAGGGAAUGAGCAGCCCACUCAGCUGCAGGUUGUGUGGCAACGCAGCAGGGACAUCUGCCUGAAGAAAUACAUCAAGCCCCUCUUUUCAGAUGAAUCCUACCUUGAGGUCUACAGGAGACAGAAAAAACAUCUCAACACACAGCAGCUAGCAGCAUUUCGGCUGCUGUUUGCGUGGAGAGACAAGAUGGCACGUCAAGAGGAUGAGAGUACAGGGUAUGUGCUACCAAAUCAUAUGCUGUUGAAGAUAGCAGAGGAGUUGCCCAAAGAACCCCAGGGCAUCAUUGCUUGCUGUAAUCCAGUCCCACCGCUAGUUCGCCAGCAGAUUAAUGAAUUGCAUCUUCUCAUUCAGCAGGCCCGGGAGAUGCCUCUUCUCAAGACGGAGGUUGCUUUGGCAGUCAAGAAGAGGGCACCUCUAUCCAACCCUGAGAGGCUGGAGAACACCUUCUUUGGACCACAUGACAGUUCCCGGAUUCCUGUGGAUGACUUCCAGAACAACUCUGCCUUGGAGCCUGCCCCAAUUUUGGAACAUGGUUGUCUCUUUUCAGAGAGUGAGAGCACAACAAAUACUCAGGAUGCUCAGCCAGAGUCAACGUGUCUUGUUGCUACUGCCACUGUCAGCAUAUUCAGUGAGUGUGAUGAAGAUGAAGGAAAUGAGAAGACUCUGACAACUGCACAGCAGAAAGCUCAGCGUAUAAUGGAGUCCUUUGAAAAUCCAUUUAGAAUGUACCUGCCUGCAGAACAGAAUUCUGCCUACAUCUCACAGUCUGCAAAGUUUGACCCAUCAUCAAAGAUUUAUGAAAUCAGCAAUCGAUGGAAGUUGAUGAGUCAGACACAAGUACAGAAGGAGCCCAAGGAUGAAACCAAAAAGAAAGCAGCCCAGCAGUCAGCUGCUCGUGACCAGGCACAGAAGGUGCAUCAAGAGGCAACAGAAAAUAUUGUGUCUGUUCGACAGCAAGCUAUGCAGGAACAAGCUAAUAAGAAGAGGGAGAGAGUAAUGAGUGAAACAGGAGCAGAGUUGCCAAAACAAGAGAAGAAACGGCCAAAAGCCUCCCAGCAACCAGAGGAGCUGGAAGCACCGAAGCAGUUCACCCCUUUUGAUUACAGCAAGUCCAACUUCAAAGUGUUUGCGGGAAGCAGCAAAUCGAAGCAGUCACCACAAUUUGAUCCUGCCAAGCAAGCUUACACAGGCAAGAAAUUUGCUGGAGCUAACAGACUUCAACAAUCUGGAACCCGAAGCAUGUCCUACCUGGCGGGGAAAGCUGAGAGGGGCUCCAGGCACCACUGGCCAAAGAGAUAGUCCUUGUGACAGGCCCCACAGGAGCUGCUGCUGGAUGAAUCAACAGCCAGAAGUGUGGUCACCAUGGGAAGGCAAACACCAGUCAUUGAGCAGUUUUUGUACAGAAAUGUUUUUAGACCCAUUAAAAUCCCCUUUUUUUCCAAAAGGAAAAAGAUCUUA
Molecule: messenger RNA, 2963 nt
Organism: Colius striatus (speckled mousebird)
Lineage: Eukaryota; Metazoa; Chordata; Aves; Coliiformes; Coliidae
Gene: EXOSC10
Product: exosome component 10
Exons: 25
Coding region: 387-2804 (805 amino acids)
Biological process (GO): nuclear polyadenylation-dependent CUT catabolic process; exonucleolytic trimming to generate mature 3'-end of 5.8S rRNA from tricistronic rRNA transcript (SSU-rRNA, 5.8S rRNA, LSU-rRNA); nuclear polyadenylation-dependent snRNA catabolic process
Cellular component (GO): nuclear exosome (RNase complex); nucleolus
Molecular function (GO): nucleotide binding; nucleic acid binding; 3'-5'-RNA exonuclease activity
Source: RefSeq, a predicted model, not a curated record